Messenger RNA from Anarrhichthys ocellatus (wolf-eel), 4578 nucleotides. It is a transcript of the gene map3k9, whose product is annotated as mitogen-activated protein kinase kinase kinase 9. The record is from RefSeq and is a predicted model, not a curated record. Lineage: Eukaryota; Metazoa; Chordata; Actinopteri; Perciformes; Anarhichadidae. The transcript has 11 exons. Gene Ontology annotation, biological process: protein phosphorylation. Gene Ontology annotation, molecular function: protein binding; JUN kinase kinase kinase activity; ATP binding. The coding region runs from base 279 to 3404 and encodes 1041 amino acids.
AAGACGACUGCGUCCGAUGGGUUGCAGCGAUGAUUGGGUGAAGGAUUGUGCAUUGGAAAUCACCAAGCUGGAGCUGCGUGUUUGUUAGCAGCCAGCGGCGACUGAAAGACAGACGAUGCUGCAGAAUGGUGCUUCUAGUUUCCUGCAGUGUUUGGGUGCCGGUUUAGCCGCUACUUAGCUUUGUGUGUGUGUGUGCAGACGCUGGGCGCCCCAGAGCUGCCAGCCGCGUCAGGUGGAUGCGCCUGCAGUGAUCCAGGUCGCCCCUAUGGAUCGCGUCCAUGGAUGUCUUCAAACCCGCUUUGGACAACAGUUUGAGUCCCAAGGCGUCCGUUUCCUCGUCGGAAGAAGCAGAGGCAGAUGUUUUUCGCUGGCCGAGACCGGAUGAUGGCAUCAGCGCCGCGCCGGAUGCGGCACCCGCAGCGCCGGGCUUCUGGACGGCCGUGUUCGACUACGAGGCGACCGCGGACGACGAGCUCAGCCUGCGGACGGGGGACCUGGUGGAGGUCCUGUCCAAAGACUCCCUGGUGUCCGGAGACGAGGGCUGGUGGACCGGUAUGAUAGCAGACCGGGUUGGCAUUUUCCCAUCCAAUUAUGUGAGCAACGGGAACGGCAUACCGGAGGAAAUACGGGACACCUCGGAGCAGCAGUACUCACUGCCUCCUCUGCACCUCCUGGAGAUUGAUUUCUCGGAGCUGACCCUGGAGGAAAUCAUUGGCGUGGGCGGUUUUGGGAAAGUCUACCGCGCAGUGUGGCAGGGCUCAGAGGUGGCGGUGAAGGCGGCACGGCGGGACCCCGACGAGGACCCGGAGCAGACUCUGGAGAGCGUGCGUCAGGAGGCCAAACUCUUCGCCAUGCUCAACCAUCCCAACAUCAUGGGUCUGCUGGGGGUGUGUCUGCUGGAGCCCAACCUGUGUCUGGUCAUGGAGUACGCCCGGGGUGGCCCCCUCAACCGGGCCCUCACUGGGAAACGCAUCCCUCCGUGCACACUGGUGGACUGGGCAGUGCAGAUCGCCCGGGGCAUACUGUACCUCCACAGCCAGGCCAUCGUCCCCAUUAUUCACCGGGACCUCAAGUCCAGCAACAUCCUGAUCCUUGAGAGGGUUGAGAUGGAAGACCUCAGCAACAAGACUCUGAAGAUCACAGACUUUGGGCUGGCUCGGGAGUGGCACCGCACCACCAAGAUGAGCGCCGCCGGCACCUACGCCUGGAUGGCUCCCGAAGUCAUCCGCUCAUCUACGUUCUCCAAGGGUAGCGACGUUUGGAGUUUUGGCGUGCUGUUGUGGGAGCUGCUGACGGGAGAAGUUCCCUUCCGUGGUAUCGAUAGUCUUGCAGUGGCUUAUGGCGUGGCAAUGAACAAGCUGGCUUUGCCCAUUCCCUUGACCUGUCCUGAGCCCUUUGCACGUCUUCUGGGUGAAUGCUGGAGCUCAGACCCUCACUCCCGGCCGCAGUUCCCUUUAAUUCUGGACCAGCUGACGGCCAUCGAAGAGUCCGGCUUUUUUGAGAUGCCAGCAGAGUCCUUCCACUCUCUGCAGGAUGACUGGAAACUGGAGAUCCAGGAGAUGUUUGAUCAGCUUAGGACCAAGGAGAAGGAGCUGCGAUCGUGGGAGGAGGAGCUGACCCAAGCCGCGCUGCAGCAGAAAUGCCAGGAGGAGGCGUUGAGGAGGCGCGAGCAGGAACUGGCCGAGCGGGAGAUCCACAUCCUGGAGCGAGAGCUCAACAUCAUCAUUCACCAGCUCUACCAGGAGAAGCCCCAUGUGGAGAGCCGGCAGGGCAAGUUCCGCCGCAACCGCCUUAAACUCAAGGAUGGGAACAGGAUCAGCUUACCUUCAGAUUUUCAGCACAAAAUCACAGUGCAGGCGUCUCCCUCACACGAUCGGCGUAGGAGUUUGCUCAGCAGCGGUUCCAGUCCACCGAGCAGCCCGCCGAUGCUGUCCCGCCUGAGAGCCAUCCAACUCACUCCAAGGGAGGGAUACACAGCCCGGGGUCGCAACACAGGUUUCCAUCAGGAUGAAGACGAGGGUGAGAGGAAGGGCUCCAGGGAAAAAGGCAGAACCCGCGGGUGUGGCCCGUACAGGGAGCACAGCGCUGAUGCCACUGUGAAGCCUCCCCAUGAAGGCAGCAGGCAGCGGUCCUGCAGCGCCCCAAACCUUCGCAGAUCCCCGAGACACAGUCCAGCAGUGCCUGGAGUGCCAAGCCUUGUGGAGAUGGAAAAUGAAGACUGCUGCUUCACUACUGAGCCAGGAGCAGCACCUGAUCAGUCCUACCUCUGCAUCCCCUUCCACAAGGAGGGCCACACGGCGGCUGCUGACGGUGAUGGAGAUGAGUACUGCCCCAGCGGCCAGGUUCCAGGAACACCACCAUGCAGGAAGAGUCCCGGUGGGGGCCGGCGGUCUGAGCUUGUCCUGCUGGGCUGUGGAGCUCUGCUGGCAGCCGUCGGACUGGGCUGCAACCUGCUGACUCUGGCUCAACCGGAGGAGAGCAUCAAAUCAAGAUGGGAAGGUUUCUUCCACAGAACAGGGGGCCAGAGGCGGAGCACCAGCCCCCCGACUUGCAGACUGUUCCGGCGGGAAAGCCCGCUGAAACCUUCGGCGCCCUCGCUGCCCGAGCGAGGCUUGCCCUCCUCUUAUACCCUGCUGUCCUUAUCAUCGGUGUCCGACUGCAACUCCACCCGCUCACUGCUGCGCUCUGACAGCGAGGAGCUGUUGGUCUGCCGCCCUGCCUCACCGCUCAGACAGCAUCCGGCCGUCCAAACUCCGAUCAACCCGCUGGUCAACACCCACCUCGAGAGCUUCAAGCGUAACCCCCGCCAGUCUCUCACGCCCACACAUGUACCAUCUGUCCCCAGUUCCGCACGUAGCCUGCGUCGAACACCAUCAGACGGCGCCAUCAAGAAGAGCUGCCCUUCUUAUAAUCUGGAACCAUUGCCAGAAAAAACAGCAUUAGAGAACGCAGGCUUCAGAGGUUUAAAAGAAGACUGUCCAGAGGUCCCCCGGCUCCCCGAUCCGAAUCUUGUGUUCCCUCCGACUCCCCGUCGUCGCUGUGCUCCUGAACGCCCCAAAACCCUUGACUUUGUGGCCCGGCCUCGGCCGUCACCACGGGCGCACUGCGAUAGGUUUUGGGCGGACGCGAGGCCCAGGGGAAACGGACAAAACCUGGGUAACGGCGAGUCCCCCGCCCACACCUCCAGCACAGAGACUCCUCCGACUGUGGAGUUUGGUAGGGACCCGGCGGUCCUGCCCACCCCCAUGGAGGCCCCGACGCCCUACUCCCCUCGAAAGAAGGAAAACCUGUUGGAUCGGCUGGAUGAGGUACAGUGCCGGGAUGGAACCGUACCACUCUGCAGACCGGAGAUCAGCUUUCCCAAAGACUCCCCUUACCGCUACAGACCUGGAUUCUGGUCCUAACUCUGCCCCGAACAGCCCUUCACCGGUCCAACACAAGGAGGGGACUGUCCCUGCUGUUAGCCUUUGGUUUCCCACAGUUCUGGGUCAAUUAUCAGUGACGGAAUGAAUCUGUUCUAGCUUUAAUCAGGACUCAAUGGGGGUGGCUCACCUGUCCACAUCUACAAUAUUGCUGUUAAAUUACAGAAAGUCAUUUACUGUGAAUAUUUUACCUCACACUUAUUGCAAUUUGUGAUAAUAAUUCUCAUAUUUGGCCUCUAAGAGAAGUAUUUUAAGAUACCCAGGUUUUGCAUUGGAGUGACAGAACUUUCUUGAUUGCUCUCACUUACACAGAAACCGUUCAAAAUUAUUUGUUUAGGAAUAGGCUAACUACUGGCUUUAUGGCAGAACGGCAUCGACAGUUUCACAAAGCUUUGCAUACUUUUUUUUUUGUUUUGUUUUUAAUUUCAAGCUUGAGUUCCAGAUUGUGCAUUCAAUGAAGUGCACUUUUGGAAAGCGUCAUGAAUGUAAAGCUUCAGGUUUCUUCCAUCGUCAAAAAACUCUGUCUCUGAUUCUCCGUAACUUGUCGGUAAACGCAUCUUGUUAUUUGAACUCCUAUGUAUAGUUCACUCUCCUGUGCCGGUGGCUGAUGGAUUUCGAGUACCUGUCAUCACCAAUCACUUGUACACAGCAAUAUCCCAGGAGAUGGAGACGGGGGAUGUUGUUGUAUAAUAUCAGCACCUCCUUUAACCCGCCGUGUCAGUACAAUGUCUGACACCGUCUCGAGCCCUGCACGGUGAACUUUACUAUAAAGAAGAAUGUCGCUGCUGCAUCGGGUUUAAACUGGGACCGAAAUGCUGUCAGGAAGUUGCAACCAAAUAUAUGAGAGAGUUAAAUUCCCCGUUGAGUCCGUUCUUUGUUUGUGACCCUGUCGGAGCAGCUUGUUUGGGUCCCGAGCCACCAGUUGAGAAACAUUUCUCCCAAACUAAAAAGGGAACGUUGUGUUUGUAACUCUAUAAAUUGUCUGCCUCAUAAGUUGUUGAUGAAGAUGGGAUGUAAGUUAACGUAUGAAAGUACUGUUGAAUGGCACACAGGUGAAGCAGGCCCUGGUGGCGUGUGGAAGUUCAUUCCUGAUUAUUUAUAUUUAUUUAAUUGUAUUUAUUGAUUAAUUAUUUUGUAUUUAUUAUUUAAUUUAUCU